UAGAUUGACUAAUUGUCUCAUGUUGUUUGUUUAGAAGAAGUUAAGUGGUAUGUUUAUCCCUUGUGGAAUGUUUUUGCGGUGAGCGAAGCAGAAAACAGAUGAUGAAUUAUUGUAACAUCAAUUUUAAUUAGCAAGUGUAAUGUUUCUAUUUGUAUACGCUAACGACACACGCAGGCUCUCCACGGAGAAGCACAUAAUUUUGUCACAAGUUUAUAUAUUCUCUAAUUUUCUUGAAAUCACAAUAAUAUGCUGUAAAAAAGCGGAAAAAGAAAGAAUCUUUCCCUUUUCGUUCCAACAGCGCCUAAUAUUUUACAAAGGUUUCGGAAAUAAUCGUUUACGUGAGGCUCGUCUGACUCAUGCAGGACAUAAAGCAGCUUAAAGAGAGCAUGAAGAGUAGUUCAACGAAUAGCAACAUUAAUAGUUGAACUCAUGCCACUCGUUACGUGUAAUUAGAUUAAUUAAGACAUGAAGAAUGAUCAACAACCUAAAAGCUGAGCAAUAUUUGAUGUUGCGGUGUUUCUGUCAAUUCUUAAGUAUUGCUAAUGAACGAUUUGCAAUGAAACAUUGGAUAAUAAGAACCAAGGCACUGAGGCGUUGAAUUUCUAAGGAAGAAAAUAGUUGGCCGGCGUGCUUACUAGCUCUUUUGUUCCUGUUCAAUAAAAUGUGCUAUCUACCCUUUUUCAAUGGGCGUAUGUUUAAAGUUUAGUUGAUAUUCUUUGUGAACUUCUCAGCAAUUUUGGGGACCUGCUUCAGAUCAACGCCUUCCCCCGUCUUUGUCAGAGUGCGGGGAAAUAAUUACCUCGAUAAUGACAUACCAGAUUUUAUUAACUUAUCCUCAACAAACAGCCUCCAUCAGACGCAAACUGUCUUCAAGCCAAGCAGAUACAACUUGCAAACUAUUUGACGCGAUGGGUUUGAUGUAUUACUUUGCAAUUUACGUUUUUUUAUUUGAAGCUUACGGCAUACCAACAUCGCUCCCAAGUUCUCCGCCAUCAAAUACGAUUUAUGAAGGAAAUCAACUUGUGCGUUUAACACCUCAUUCCGUGGAAUCGUUGCACCACCUUGAUGAAUUUCUUCACAAUCAUAAUAUGGAUGUAUGGUAUCACUCAAUCAUCCCAGAACAACCGUGCGGUGUGCGUGUGCGCUUGGAAGACAUUGCAAUCAUAAAAAUAUUUUGUGAAAGAGAAGGAAUAGAUUUUUUUGUCAUUAUAUCCAACAUCAAGACACUGAUUGAUGAGACGUACGAAAAAAAUGACGUUUCAAGCAGCUGCUUCAAUUAUACUAACUACAACAGAUAUGCUGACAUUCGAAAAGAGUUGUGUCGACUAAAACGACGUUAUUCAAAUCUUCUUCGUGUGUGCGUGAUUGGUUAUUCGCAUGAAGGAAGAAAAUUAUUGGUUGUUAAGGUUUCAAACGACGUAUGGCAUUCUUCCCAUAAACCAAUUAUAUGGAUUGAUAGUGGUGUACAUGCGCGAGAAUGGAUAUCAGUAGCAUCUGGAAUGUUUAUGUUAAAACAGUUGUUGACAGGGUAUGGUAAAAAUGCGAAUAUCACACAGCUUCUAGAUGAGCACGUGAUCUACUUCGUACCUGUGUUUAACCCUGACGGUUAUGAAUACUCCUUUACAAAUGAUCGGUUAUGGCGAAAAACGAGAACUAACUUUGCUAAUUCACCGUGUAUCGGAGCUGAUGCGAAUAGAAAUUGGAAUGUGCGAUGGGGAGGAGUCGGUUCAAGCUCUAACGCAUGCGCACAAAUAUACCACGGAGUAGAGCCUGAGUCCGAACCUUGUGUUAAAGCAUAUGCAACAUUGUUGAGGAAAAAGCAAACCAUGUUGAAGUCAUACUGGAGUUUACAUUCUUUCUUUCAACUUCUGCUACUGCCUAACUCUUACACUACGACCCUACCAAGCGAUUUUGCGCAGCUGAGAAAACUAGCAGUUAUAUUUCAACAGGCCAUUGCGAGAAGACAUAAUACCUUGUAUGCGUUUGCGGCUGCUCCAUUUCUUAUAGGUCCUGUGUCCGGGGUAUCGUUAGAUUACGUCCACGACGAACUUAACGUAACACACUCCUACAUCGUUGAAUUGAGAGAUAGGGGCGUGUUUGGAUUUUUAUUACCAGCUGACCAAAUUCAACCUACCGCGGAGGAGACACUAGACGCUAUUGUUGAAAGCGUUUUAGCCAUCAAUUCUUUGUAAAUACACGACAUUGUGUUUGUAAACUUUGUAUAUAUUAUCAAUAGAAAUUAUUACAACUGUUAAAGCCGCUAUUCUUUCCCUGCUCUUAAAAGCUAAAAUUCCAGCACGGUUAAGUGUGCGGGCUUCAAGGCACUAGAGAUAUUUAUUCUCAACCGAAUGAUUUUGGAGCGUCUGAUAGGGCGGCACAAUUUCUGUUGACUAGAAGUAGAAUUGAUUUCUGCUUGUUGGCAAGGCAGUUUCAGAUCAACCCCGUACGCAGGGCUGUUUUUCUCUUUCUGCCAAUCUCGGACGGCGAGAAGAAAAUAGUUAUUUUUUCUCGUCGUCUAAGAUUGACAGAAAGAAAAGCCCUGGGGUCGAGGUUGGCUUCAGAUUUAAGCUCAACUUUCAAACAUAUCUAAAAACGCAAGGAAGAAGGGAGCCAUCCAAAAUAAAUUAUUAGAAAUAUUAUAUAUUUUUUUUAAAAAACAUAAAAAUU
This is a messenger RNA of Hydractinia symbiolongicarpus, 2667 nucleotides long. Its product is annotated as carboxypeptidase B-like. The record is from RefSeq and is a predicted model, not a curated record. The coding region runs from base 807 to 2192 and encodes 461 amino acids. NCBI's taxonomy places the organism in Eukaryota, Metazoa, Cnidaria, Hydrozoa, Anthoathecata, Hydractiniidae. Gene Ontology annotation, molecular function: zinc ion binding; metallocarboxypeptidase activity. The transcript has 9 exons. Gene Ontology annotation, biological process: proteolysis.